Molecule: messenger RNA, 1843 nt
Organism: Sipha flava (yellow sugarcane aphid)
Lineage: Eukaryota; Metazoa; Arthropoda; Insecta; Hemiptera; Aphididae
Product: nucleolin 1
Exons: 11
Coding region: 100-1761 (553 amino acids)
Cellular component (GO): nucleoplasm; nucleolus
Source: RefSeq, a predicted model, not a curated record
UGCCGCCUUCGCAGCCUAAAUCACUUAUAUGUAUUUUCUUCGUAAUUGACUACUCGCUCUACAAGUUUUUGUUACUAAUAUAUUAAUUCAAAUAUCAAAAUGAGUACAGAAACCUUGAACGCUUUGGUGUUUGACUAUUUAAAUUCAUUGGACCAAAACUUGGCCAAUAUGUUCCAAAACAAGACGAAAGCUUCAAAAUUGCAAAGAGGCCAAACUAAAUUAUCUCAGCUUAUUGAUGAACACUUGAAGUCCACGAAAAAGAUAAUUAAGUUACAAAAAAAAGGACCUUCUGUAGAUGAAAUAAUUAAAAUGAGUAAUGGUAAAGCAACUCCAGCAGAUGAUGAUGAAUCCGAAGAAGAAAGCUCAGAUGACGAACCUCAACCUAAAAUUAAACCUACUAAUGGUUCUAAGGCUAAGAAAGACGAUAGUUCAGAAGAAGAAAGUUCUGAUGAUGAACCUCCUGUCAAAAAAGCAUGUGUUCAAGCUGCAAAACCUGUUGCUAAACAAGAAUCAAGUUCUGAAGAAGAAGAAAGUUCAGAAGAAGAAACUCCAGCUCCCAAAAAACCUGUAACUAAAGCAGUUAUUAUGCCACCUGCAAAGAAGGCUACUGAAGAAUCAUCUGAUGAAGAAAGCUCUGAAGAAGAAAGUUCUGAGGAAGAAAAACCUACAGUUAAAAAACCAGUACAGGUGCCUGUUAAAAAAGCACAAGAAUCUAGUUCAGAAGAAGAAGAAAGUUCCGAGGAAGAGACUGUAGUAAAAAAGCCUGCAAAUAACAUUAAGGUUAUUUCUAAAGUGGCUGUUAAAAAUACAAAGGAAGAAUCUAGUUCUGAGGAAGAGGAUAGUUCUGAAGAAGAAAAGCCAGCCGUGAAAGUAGUCCCCAAGCCACCUGUUAAAGUAGUCCCCAAACCACCUGUUAAAAAAACUGAAUCAGAAUCAAGUUCCGAAGAAGAUAGUUCUGAAGAAGAGACUGUGGUUAAAAUUCCUGCUAAAGCUGCUCCUACAAAGAAUGUUAAGCAAGAAUCUAGUUCUGAAGAGGAAAGUUCUGAUGAUGAAGAAACCCCAGCAACAGUUAAACCUACAAAGAAAACUGUGACUAAACCAAUUGUGACUAAAACUGCAGAAGAGAGUAGUGAUGAAGACUCUGAUGAAGAUGACGAGGAGGAAGAAGAAACUCCAAAAGCUCCUACUACACCAAACAGCCAAAUUAAACAUCAGCCAUUUGUGAAAGCAGGAAAUGAUGAAAAUGGCACAAACAAAUGGGGUGAAGAUCGCCAAGGCGGUUUUAGAGGAGGUAGAGGUGGUUGGGGAAAUAGAGGUGGUCGUGGAACAGGGUUCAGAGGCGGCCGUGGAGGUUUCAAUCGUGAUAAUGAUCAAAAUGGUGGAGACAGAAACAGUUUUGGUCGCAGUGGAGGUGGUUUUAAACGGAAAUUUGAUGAUUCAGGUGAAGGCGAAGGCAGUGGUUUCAGAAAGAGUUUUGGUAGUGGUGAGGAGAAUGGUGGCGAGCGUCGUAGUUUUGGAGACAAAAGAGGUUUUGGCGGCAAUAGGUUUAGUGGUGGACGUGGCGGUGGUGGAGGUUUUGGUGGCCGUGGGGGUGGUAAUGAUAGAGGUAGAGGAGGAUUUGGAGGACGUGGUGGAAGAGGAUUUGGAGGACGCGGCGGAGGUGACCGUGGUAGAGGUGGUUUUGGUAAAGAUAGGUACUUCAAUAAUAGUAUUGAUUCAAAUAGUUCGCCUCAAAAUAAAAAAAUUAAAUUUGAUGACUAAAAGGGGCAAUAUGAUAACUGGGGUAAAAAAGCUGCUUUAGACUUACAAUAUACAAAAGGAAAAUCAUUUAGACAUGAAAAAA